AUGCUGAAUUUCGGCUACAACUUGAACACUUCGCGUUCGGAAAGGAGAUUUGUCAGGCAUUUUGUGGGAGACGUCACUUUUGCCCGCGAGCAGGUUAGAACUCGUCAGAAGUUGUUUUUGCAGAGGAAUUUGGAGCAGGUCUUGAAUUACCAUCAAAACCGCCGUGAGGCGAGGAAGGGCUCGACAUCAGUGUUGCGCGAUUUUGACGGAGCUGUUAGAGGGGCGGCGGCGAGCGCGGCUGGGGCCGUUGCGGCGGGACUUUCUUCGGCGGACGGCUCUGCAACUUCAGGAGUUCCUUUUGCAUCUUGGCCCGUCCCUCGCUCAACACGGCCAGAUAUGGAGUCUAAUCCGCGAUCUUCCAUGUCGCGUCCGGAGAAGAGUGAGAGGAGCACGCGCCGAAGCAUACGGGGACUUCUCGAAAAAGUCUACGAACGCCCCGAGGCCGAACUGGUCUUGGACCUUGACAGUAUAAGAAAAAAACUUAACUUCAAGACCAACUAUCCGGACGACAAUGAAAGACCGGCAAAACGCCAGAAACGAGAUACCGUCAAAUGUCAAUGUCAUCUUACCAUUUGGGACAACCGUGGCGGCCAUGAGGCCGUGUUGAUCACCAAGUCAACCUACUGUCGCGUAACCGCGACGGAGACCGAGUCGAGGGGAUAUUUCGUCGACACAGAGUUGGACAAGCCCUUUGUCAUCAAGGCGGACGACCUCAAAGUGUCGGUUCCCACCAAAGAUGGAUCAAUUCUGGGUUUCACCGACAAGUAUUUUCUGGAAAUCAAAAUCAUUCCUUGUAGGAAUGGAAGCCGGUGGCCACCCAUUCCGCUGCUGGGCAAAAGUGAUGGGGAUCACUUUGCCCGCGACGCCCGCAAAACAGGAAUCGAGGACUUGCAAGGCGCAGUGGUGGCGAGAUACACGCAUCUGCCCCAGGCUCCUGACCCCGACGUUCCCCUGAGUGUGUUUUUUCUGCACGAAGGAAGGACGUAUAGAACAAAAUAUGGGUUGCAAGUGUUGUCUGCCUGGCAAAAGUCAACCUCGCCCGUCAAAUCCAUGAAAGCCAGGAGUACCGGCCUUGAUAUCGACUCGUUUCGACCGCCCAAACCAAGCGUUGCCGAGCUGCCACCGUCGACAAAGAAAGACCCAGUAGCGACGGCUGUGGUUGAGACAGCCCAACAGCCGGAAGUAUGCUACAACUUUUCUCCCGCUCUCUCGACUCAAAUGGCCCAAGACUUUCGAAUUGCAACUGUCAAGGGCUAUCGCUGUCCUCUAUGCACGAUAUGGAAGACAUCCAAGCUACAAAAUCUACAGUUUCAUUUGUCGACCAUGCAUUCCAAAUACCAUUUCUCGGUGCAAAAGCCACGAAGAGACCCAACGACCAACGAUUUGACUCAUAUUCAAGUCAGAGUCGACCUAGCCACGACCAUCAAGAAGCAGGAAGAAGACACCAAAGCUUUUGAAUGGCAGGUGCCGGACAACCCCUUCGACCUGACGGCUUACGUGGAAGGAGACCACAGCUGGGUAGGCGAGGAGACCUACAAAAAGAGUUCGCUGGCCGAACCUCCCGGCCCUGUGUCUGCUAGCAUCAAAAAACCCACUUCGGGAUCCCUCCCAGCGGAGGCUGUACCCGACUUCCGGCAGCCACAGCGCAAGAAGUAUCGGGCAAUCAGGCUGGAGUCCAAAUAUGAAGUGGAGGAGCCAGUCUACACGUCCGUCAGCCAUCGGCCGGUGUCUCCGAGCGAAGAACCGCGCAGCGAGACCGACGACGAAAUCGACAAUGACUGGCAGAUCGAACUACACAUGGAGCGACUGGACUUGGCCGCCAAACGCGAGGGCUGGAGUGAUUAUGAAUGCGAACUUCGCAAACGAUGGGAUACGCAUCGCAUGGAAGAACAUCUGGAACAUCCGCAGUAUCUGUCCAACAGUCUGAUCCGGUUUGUGCGCAAACAUCGCAACUGGCUGAAAAGCGCGGAUGACGACCUGCUCAUGGUGUUUUUCGAGUUUUUAGAGAGUCUCAAGGACCGAGGCGUCGUCGACGACAACAAUGUCUCGGAUGUGAACGAGCUGAUCUUUCAAGAUGAGGAUGUGUCAGAAGACACUCCGACGACGAAGCCGAAGCCGAAGCCGUCGACUCUGAAAACCAGCCCUUCAGGGACCGAAGCAUUUUCGAUGACGACCCGAGGACGCCAUCGUCGUGAAACAGAUCCACAGACUUCGAGGAACUUGAACUCAACAAUCCCACUUGAACCCUCCUCUCUACACGAUGGCAUUGGCACGCCUACCUCUACUCCGAAGGAGACAAAGCAGACACAGACACAGACACAGACCCAAACCCCAGCUACCAAACACACAGGCUUUAACUGCGGCCACUGCGCAAAACCGAUCAACCGCGUGAUGCACAAUGCCAUCCUGUGUGCCGACCCGGCAUGUGAGACCCCCAGAGUCAUGUAUCAUCGAAGAUGCGCCCGGCUGCAGCUCGGCUACGAUGCCUCCCGCACCCACACACUGGAGCAGACGACGAAAGACAAGGUGCUUGUCCCUUCGGCUGCCAAUGCAAAUACUGCCAAACCCGGCGGCCGCACGAGCAUCGGUACCACCACUGCCAACGGCGCAGGCAAGCAGAAGAACCACCUCGAUCUUCCAGUCAUAAACUGGAGCUGUCCAACCUGUGUGCAGAGGCAGAAGGCUAAAGCCAAGGUCCCUCCUGCUCUCAUCUCAACCGUGACUCCGACACUCACGACAAUCAUACCUACGAACGUGAAGACGCCCAGCGGUCUCAGGACUUUUACCACAUGA
This is a messenger RNA of Capronia coronata CBS 617.96, 2793 nucleotides long. RefSeq lists its product as uncharacterized. The record is from RefSeq and is a predicted model, not a curated record. The coding region runs from base 1 to 2793 and encodes 930 amino acids. NCBI's taxonomy places the organism in Eukaryota, Fungi, Ascomycota, Eurotiomycetes, Chaetothyriales, Herpotrichiellaceae. The transcript has a single exon.